Thlaspi arvense is the source of this 636-nucleotide messenger RNA. The record is from the annotation of a GenBank genome assembly. Lineage: Eukaryota; Viridiplantae; Streptophyta; Magnoliopsida; Brassicales; Brassicaceae.
CAAACAUUGUUGCUACUUUCAUCCCAUGUCGGAAAAGAGGCAAUAUUGUGCUGUGAUGCGGAUUAAUUUGGAUUGCAAUGCUUGUUGUAGAAAAGUAAGAAGGAUUAUCAUCAAUAUGAAAGAAGUGGAUACACACAUGAUCGAGAAAAAGGAACGCAAGAUAAUUGUUUGCGGACGAUUUAGACCGUCGGAUAUUGCAGUAAAACUACAGAAGAAAAUGAAACGGAGGGUUGAGAUUCUCGAAGUCGAAGAUAUCACCGGCGGCCACGGUGAAGAAGAAGGAUACGAGCACGAAUCACCAUAUGAAAUGCCGCAAGAAUAUUCCGUACAUCCUGACCACAUGACCACACCAUUGUUGUGUUAGUUCUCUUUAAUUCAUUUCUCCUUUAAUCAUCCAAAAUAUAUAAACAUCUGCAAAAACCAUCAGAAAAAACAAGUGUAUAUAUAGAUAUUAUUCAUAUAAUGUGUAGUCAAUGUUUCUUAUGUCGAUAUACAUUAUAAUCCAAAAAAUACAAUUUAUAUGCGUAAAUGAUUAACUAAGAGAUUAGAUAUAACUUCUACAUGAAAGUAGGUGGGCAUUUCAGUUUAAGUUCGGGUUUGGUUCGGGUUUAGUUAAUUCGGGUUUGGUUAAUUCGG